AUGCUUGUUCGAUGCGUUUUCGUUGCGUACUUUGGCGAGGAAGUCUGUCAUGAGGUCAUUAAUAAGGCGAGGGAAAACAUAAACACAAUUCUCAAGCCAAACAUUCGCGAGAUCCUUAAUGCCCUGAAGCAAAAGGUCAAGCGAGGGGGGAUUGUGGUCUAUCUUGGCUAUGCCCCAUUCUUCAAUACCGAGAAUGAGGAUUGCGCAAACCCCGAGAAAUACCAGUGGGCACUAGCUACCUAUGGAGAACUGGACUUCUUUGGUCGAAGUGACUUUCUGCGUCUGACGAUUGAGCGGAGGCGGGUCUUCAAUGACUUGGUUCACCAGAUCAACCGGGCUAUUCGAGAGGUGGUCGAGGAGCUUCACAACGACCGGAACAAGGUUUACGAUAUUGGCUUCGCAGACUGGAGUUUCUUUCCUGAGCUGGUGGACGGUCAAUUCUGUUCACCAAGGAGCACUGGAACAUACCCGGACUUUCAUCAGCCUGAAUUGCUAUUCUUUAAGCAGGACACCAGGCCCGACAGGCAUGGACCACUAAAUAAUGAACUGCGUCGUCGUGACGAAACUGAGGGAGUUGUUAGGGGAAAUGUUACUGAGGGGGAUGGAGCGAGACCUCAGUUUGAUCGAAAGCCUCACGCGAUGUUCGAUGGGAUCUCUGGAGUCAAAGGCCGAUAUUACCCACCAGGCACAUCCCGCAACCCCCAGACUGAAGUGAAGCGCCAACUUCAUCGCCGUGCGCCAGCUCAUCCUGACUGUCCAGGAGACAACUCCUUCGACUGGACCUUGGGGUUCGGUUUACCUGAUGGACUUGGGCAGCUCUUUCACCCCAAUCCUAAAGGACAUGAGGCCAUGGCUGCUUUUGCCCUGCAAACAUUGGCGACAGUGAAAGCACAGCAGCUCGAUAUAGUCGUGGAUUCUUGUGAAAUUCAGGAGGACACUUUCCACUGCUGGCGCGGACAACCUCUACGUCAGGCAUACACACAGUUUGAGACUGUCAAUAAGCUCGCCAAGCAAUUUUGCGAGAGAGACGUCGUCGCGCCACCCGAUUGGGAUGAUAAUUGGAGCUUUAGCAAGAGGUACAAUAUAGCUAUGAACGGCAUCAUCAAUCGCUGUGACACUGAUAGCGACAUAAACCCCUUGAACCUCAAAUAUGGAGGAUGGCAUACCCGCGGCAACUACCAGUACGAAAUCACCCCGCUUUAUCGACGUAACCACAUCACCCGGGCCGAUGGACGCUGUCGCGGCGAGUACAAGGUCUUUUACAGCAAAUACUAUGAAAACCCGGAUGAGCAUAAUGGCUGGGAAUGGUAUGCCAGCUUCCAUACACACAUCUGGACUAGCAAUCGCUGCUUUAAUAACCUCAAGGUUCAGGGGCGCUCGAAGGGAUACACGCACAAGUGGAAGGCUAACCCGCAGUUGGAGAGCAUGAGAACACCAUAG
Thermochaetoides thermophila DSM 1495 is the source of this 1440-nucleotide messenger RNA. RefSeq lists its product as uncharacterized. Bases 1 to 1440 code for a protein of 479 amino acids. The transcript has 4 exons. Lineage: Eukaryota; Fungi; Ascomycota; Sordariomycetes; Sordariales; Chaetomiaceae. The record is from RefSeq and is a predicted model, not a curated record.